UCUGCCAACAGAUGCAUCAGCCAAUAAUCCAACACUUUGAGAACAACAUUUCAUAUAGACAGAUGGUUAAGACCUAGCUAGGCACUGAAGACUAUGGACCUCUCCACAGAUGAAGACUGCCCAGUGUGUAGGGGUGCUUUACAGAAUCCUUCACAGCCGGUUCCAUGCUGUAGAAAAGUGUUUUGUCAGUCUUGUCUAAGACAAGCAGUUUUACUAAGACCCUGGUGUCCAUACUGCAGGAGCCCCAUAAAUGACCGUGCUGCCCUUGCAUUUAGGUCUGCUAUACGACGCGGCAUCGGACUGCAAGCUAGCGGUGCCUCCCUUCAGACCACACGAGCUGUUGGCCCCAAUGUACAGGCUCUCCUCGACCGGCUUAGGGCUGCAAGUGCACGGGAUUCACAGAUAGCCAGCGCUCCAAAUGCCAGCCUGCCCAAUCAGGUUGCUCCAAAUGUUGCUGUAAGGGCAGUUCCAACACCAAGAGUCCAUAUUCAAGCAUCAGUCACCUCCGCGCCAAAUCCAGUCAGGGUCCAAGCAAACACCAGUCCUCAGCUGGACUUCCAGUCAGAUGACCCUGAUGACAUGGACUGGCAUGUUCAAAUUGCUCAAAUGGAAAAUGCAUCUCAUUCAGGAAAUAUCAUCAGAACAUAUAACUGUCCAUACUGUCAGGAAGGUGGCCUGGAUGACCUGGAUCUGCGUGAUCACUGCAAUGACAACCAUCUCAAUGACCAGAGACAAGUGGUUUGCCCUGUGUGUGUGACGCUGCCUCAUGGCAACCCAACUUACUCCAGCAGGAAUUUCAUUGGGCAUCUCAACCUCCGCCACAGCUACUACAUUGACGACAUAUCUAAUAUCUACCAGACUGACGAUGCUAACUUGCAGGAUGCCAUACUGAGAUCAUAUCAACAAACAUAAAUGCCACGUUUUCCCACAAAUGACAAUAUAACUUUGUUAAGACUAUAACAGCAUUAAAAUGGUACGAUUCUGAAACAGUGAUAUCUGGUUGUUUAUAAUGGAUGCAGAACACUUAAUCAUACUGUAUAUGAAUUUAAUUAACUGUAGAAACUGUUAUUGUUAUUUCAUCCAUCAAAUAAUGCUGGAAUUAUACUCGUUAUAUUACUAGGUUUCUUUGAUAUUAAUGUAAUAAUUUCAUUCUUUUUGGCACAGGAUACUUUUCAGAAGGAAGCCUUUCUUAUAAUAUUUACUUAUUCUAAGCUCCCUGACAUGUCUGGAUUUCUAUUACUUCACAUAUUAUACAAAUAUGUUUGCACAUUCAACAGUAAUUGCACUUCUUAAAUAAGCUAUCGGUAUUACUAUGCAGUGCUCCUUAUAUUUAUACUACUUACAUUAACUCCUUACAUGUAUUUUUUUUGGCAUGUAACUCCUGACCUGUAUUUAUAAAUGUGUACAAUAAAAGAGUUCCAAAAACACAAGCAAGAGAGU
This is a messenger RNA of Ictalurus punctatus (channel catfish), 1440 nucleotides long. Its product is annotated as E3 ubiquitin-protein ligase RNF138. Gene Ontology annotation, molecular function: ubiquitin protein ligase activity. The record is from RefSeq and is a predicted model, not a curated record. Gene Ontology annotation, biological process: protein polyubiquitination; ubiquitin-dependent protein catabolic process. Bases 94 to 912 code for a protein of 272 amino acids. The transcript has 9 exons. Lineage: Eukaryota; Metazoa; Chordata; Actinopteri; Siluriformes; Ictaluridae.